Messenger RNA from Amphiprion ocellaris (clown anemonefish), 2917 nucleotides. RefSeq lists its product as uncharacterized. Lineage: Eukaryota; Metazoa; Chordata; Actinopteri; Pomacentridae. The coding region runs from base 445 to 1674 and encodes 409 amino acids. The record is from RefSeq and is a predicted model, not a curated record. The transcript is spliced from 10 exons.
GAGGAAUGGAUGGAGACUUGGGUUGACGCACGCAUGCGUAAACAUGACCUGGUUUACAGAGCCACGCUUGCAGUUUCGUUAUUUCUAAGACUCUGUCAACACAUACAGGCUGGUGCUCACACAGUGUCUGGAGGACUGGUUCCCACUCAGGAAGGACAGUCACAGCCUCCCUCCCUCCCACGCCCGCACCGGCCUCUCCCCGCUGUUCCCGGUAGACUCCUCGGAUCCACCGACAGUGUGAAGGUCCUUUUGGUGGCUGUUUUUUGAUCUCCUCUUCCUUGUUUCCACUGUGUUUGGAUUAUUAUUUUUUUCCCCCCACACCUUUUUCCGCUUUUUGAUCCCAGACAGCGUGCCGAUUUUGUUUUCCCACUGACUCUCUCAGGGCAAUUGAAGGAGUUUGACGCGCUUCCAGCUGGAAUAAACGCGCAGACGCUCGAGGACAAGAUGACUGUUAAUGCGGUGUUUUGGGGCUUUUUUGGCACUGCCAUGUUAAUGGUAUUCCACAGCGAAGCUGAUCAUCGCCUUCCAGCACUCAAAAACCUGUCGUACACGUGGGUCGACCCGUUUACCUUAAACCUGUCCUGGUCCUGGGACAAGCCCAAGCAUCUGCCGGACAGCUGUACAAUCAAUUAUGAAAUACACUAUCCAGACAAAAGUGAAGUGGUACGCACACCUAAUCAUCAUUACGAAAUCUCUUUUCUAACGGAACAACUGGAGUCGAAUGAGGGAAACUUUAGCAUUCAUGCAUUGACAGAGUUAUUGGCAGAGUCCUGCGCUGGUUGGAAAAAGAGCGAAUCUGAGAAUAUAUCCAUCGGUACACAAAAGCCAAUCGUUGAGGUGGUGAAAGACUUCAAAUGCUCCAUUGCGUCCAGUCAGACAAACUGCUCCUGGGAGCCCGUGAGUCCAUCUGUUGACCUGAAGAUCUCCUAUAGGAUUUGUGGAAUAAGGGAAGAAAACAGCUUAAAAAAGUGUCAUCAGUUCUACAGGGAUGGAAUAAGGACUGGAUGUUUGCUGCAAAAUGAUGGUCAGGAAAACAACAUCUGUGUGCUUGCUGAGAAUGCAGCUGGACUGCAAACCUUUCAAGCUAAACGUGUGAUUCCUUUGCCAAAGCUGAACAUCAGAAAAGAUGAAGACUAUCUCAACCUGGAAUGGACAUCUCCAGAUAUUGGGAAAGCUUGUCAGUUGAAGUAUGUGGUCUGCUACAGCGAAUGCAACAGGGACAAAGGCUGCUUGGAAUACCGUUCAGUCUUAAACACCCUAAAACAUGGGCCUUUGCCGAUUCUCUACAAUAAAAACUGCCGUUACGAGUUUAAAUUCAAUGCCACGCUGGAGAAAUAUUGCCCGACAAUACCCAGUGACGGCAUUGCAGUUGAAUGUUACGGUAAUAACACAGACAGUAUUCAGCCGUCCGAUGGAACGCUGACUGUGGUCGCCAUCGUCAUCCCUGUUAUUCUGUCUGUCGGCGUCAUUCUGUCCUGCUACUGCUUCAGGAGGCACAGAGCCAUACUUUGUCCCACCAUGCCCGACCCCUCAACCAUAUUCAAGGAGAUGAUGAACGGAAACAAAGAACAGAAGACCAUAUCAGAGAGUCUGUAUACGCCGGUGCCAGAACCCAUCGAACCCAUCACAAUUACCCCUGUAUCUGAAAACAGCAUCUUCCAGCAAAAGUCCUGAUGUGUAACUACACAGUAACGCCUUCAGGGCAACGGGCUUCUAUUCUGGGCAUCUGGAACAUUUACAGUCACUGAAAAGCUUCGUUUCAUUGUCCUCUCCCAGUUGAAAGUUUCAAGUCUUUUGUACCGACACACUAGAUAUCAAACACAAGAGUUGCCGGUGAUGAAGCACCGAAUCUAUGGAUAGAUUGGACCGGCUGAUGCUGUAUUUACUGGAAACUGUUCUACCAGUAGCAGGAGCUGGUGGGUUCCCACGCAUCUGCUGUGUGAUUUAAACAGGAAAAGGGACUGUAUGUAACGAUGGACCGACCCGUAUCAUGAUCAGGUUUUCUGAACAGCGGUUUUGAAGCUCACUAUGGUCAGUAUCGUUGCGGUGCCGGACUCCUCCUGACUCCUGGAAGAUGCAAAAAUGCAUAAAGAGCAGGAGUGGAGAUGGGAUGGACCAUGAAAACAUACAGGAGUUAUGGACCACUCUUAAUUAUGUAUAAGUUUAAUACAAAAUACAGGUGAUUUUAAGAAAAGUUCAACCCUCGUGCAGUCGUCACGAAACCACAGAGGUUACAAUCAUGUUUCUUUCUGCUGUAAAGUUUGGACAUGUGGGUCUAUGAGGAUACACUAGAGCAAGUCGCACUUCAUUUUAAGCCCCGGAGGUUGACGCUUGAACGAAUCUAACAAAAGAGGAAUUUAAAAAAAAAGAGACUUAUGUUUUGGCACAGCGUGAGCCUUGUUUGUGUGUUUGACAAGCAAACGCCAGUGUGACCGACAUCCUGGCAGCUACACAAAAGACAGGAAGCAAUAAUCCCAGCGAACACUUCAUAGCGCUAACAGCGAUCCUGUGACUGUACAGGAAGCCAAGGGCUGCUGCUGCUGCUUCACCUCCACUGACCUCCGCAUAUUUACUCACCUCCAAAUGAGGAAAACAUGGGUGUCUCCAAGGUGACCAGUGCGCUUCAUUAAGGGCUGAGUGUUCUUUUCUGCGGCAAAGUCCUGAAACAACCUCCCUUUGUUUACCCUGUUAAGCUACUAUGCAUGUCGAAAUGGAUUCCACCUCGCUGUCAGUCUGGACACACACUGACCUGCAUGAACACCACGUCUAGCAUAUUUUGGAAGAGUUUUCUUUCGAUGUUUAAUGAAAACCUGACCGGAAGCGUUUUCAACCUUUCAACUUUUUGGAAAGGGAGCAGUGAUGAGAAUUGUGCACACAACUGAGCAUAUAUUAAACUGAUCAGUUGAUUUUUGUGUAA